AUGUCUGCACCAAGCCCAAGUCCGCCCUCUGUCACCACUGUGGCCAGGCCCACAAGCCAGUCGAGCCCCCGACCUGCGUCCCUUGCUGCAUCCUGUGCAAGGGAGCCCAGGUCACGGGCUCGCGCCCGUGCGGGCUCCGUUUCGAGCGGAAUGGCCCGUCAUCGUCCCCGGCCACGUCCAAGCACCAGCCUCCCCCACCAGACCUCCCGGCCUCAAGACCUCCCGGCCUUCCCACCCCCGCCGCCACUCUGUCUGCCGUGGUGGCCAGUCUGCCAGCCGCCACCACUCCGAGGCGUCCACAGGUCCGAGGCGUCCACCGCCCCCACCACCACCACCACAUCACCGGUAAGCUGGAAACCGCAGUCUCACACGUCGGACCCCCAAACCGCGGCCCUCGAGGCCACUAUCGCUGCCCAGCAGCUGCAAAUUCAGGAGCUGACGGGCCAGCUGCAGGCCACGCUAGUGCGUCUGUCUUCCCCCCCUCCUCUUCCUACUUCCCGAGCUCCCGCACCUCCACAGCCACCAUCGCUAGCUGUGGAGCCGAUGAGUACGGCAUCCUCGGCUGCAUCAUCGCGCGCCUUCUCUCCCAACCGCUGUCCCCAGCUCAAACGCCGAUCACCUUCCUCCGACCCCGUCGCGCCCGAGCAUGACGUGAUUCGCCAAACAACCUCGUUCUUGGAGGCGUUUGAGAAGCGCUUCAUGGCCCGCUUUGCACAACUUGAGGAGCGCGUCGCCAGUAUCGACACCCGUAAGGCCGCCAUCGAAUCCCACCUUACCACCCUAGACACCAGGUUCGCGGCCUUAGAGACCCGCCAAAGCGCGACUCAGGCCACCGUCGCACACCUGUCACUCCCUGCCCCACUCACACCGGCACCUACCCCCACUCUGUCGGGGGACUCCGCCAUCCAUCAUGGCCAGACACCCCACGCGCCUUAA
Molecule: messenger RNA, 936 nt
Organism: Dermacentor albipictus
Lineage: Eukaryota; Metazoa; Arthropoda; Arachnida; Ixodida; Ixodidae
Product: mucin-7-like
Source: RefSeq, a predicted model, not a curated record